This is a messenger RNA of Musa acuminata AAA Group (dessert banana), 2626 nucleotides long. Its product is annotated as GATA transcription factor 20-like. The record is from RefSeq and is a predicted model, not a curated record. The transcript is spliced from 7 exons. The coding region runs from base 1564 to 2472 and encodes 302 amino acids. Gene Ontology annotation, biological process: regulation of DNA-templated transcription. NCBI's taxonomy places the organism in Eukaryota, Viridiplantae, Streptophyta, Magnoliopsida, Zingiberales, Musaceae. Gene Ontology annotation, molecular function: sequence-specific DNA binding; protein binding; zinc ion binding.
ACCGUCCCGAUUGGUUCCGUUAUCUUCUCCCCCUUUCGCUGCUUCCUCCUCCUCACUCGCUCUCUCUCUCUCUCUUAAGAUAACACGAAUCGUGGCCCCUCCCCAUCUCUCCUCCAUUCUCUCUUCUUAGACGCGUCGCCUGCUUCCCGUUAGGGCUUUGGGCGAUCGAUGGAUUCCUCGGCCGGAAAGAUGAAGCCGAGGGAGACAUGCGAGCUCUGCGGCGGCGCCGCGGCGGUCCACUGCGAGGCUGACGCGGCGUCGCUCUGCUGGGACUGCGACGCUCGCGUCCACGGCGCCAAUUUCCUUGUCGCUCGCCACCUCCGCCGUAUCGCCUGCGCUGGAUGCCACUCCCUGGACGACGAUCGGGUCAUCUCCGGCGCCGGAUCCCCCCCGGUCCGCUCGAUCUGCCGCUCCUGCGGCCCCGACGGAUCCGACCUGUCCUCCUCCGCGUCGUCGCCGGUGACGUCCUGCGUCUCGACCGCCGAGUCGAAGGCGUCGCAGGAGGAGGGGGCCACCACCUCGAGAGUCGGAUGCGGGGGAGACCGGCGGUGGGCGCGAAGGCGACGGCCGUGUCGGUAAACUGGCGCGCGAGUGCAGUCGUCGAGGUGGCAGUCCACGUGCCGGGGGGUGUGCGAAACUAGAGUGGCGGAUUUACCCGCUUCGGGUUUCGACGCGACGCCGUGUCAGGGAAGCGGUGGCUGAGAGGGCCCGACCCGUGUUCCGUUGCAUGGUCGAGGGUACACACUACAUGAUUCGGACAAAUAACUCUACGCUGUUGCCACGAUCACACGUGUGAGUUGGUUUUGUUUCGCACGAUUCGGUUGUAGUCGUCCUUCGCAUUAGAAUUUCAUUUUUCUUGCGGCUUUCAUCUGUUUAAACUUAUUAAUUAUUUUUACUACCACAACAACAAAAUAUUAUUUGACAUCAAAUUUUCUAUCAUCGAAUUCGGUUAAAAAACAUAUUUUUAAUUUAUUAUCUUUAAAUUAAUUAAAUUGAUUUCAUUUACUAAAUAAUAUUAUAGCUAAUUGGUCAUCGGAAAGUAUUUGGUUAAAACUUAUAUAAAAUUCGAGUUUAUUUGCCUCAAUCAAUUAAAUGCACAGAAAUAGCCAAUUUAUGUGCUAAAAUAAAUGGCCCACACGACCCGAAAUUUAAUUUGCAUACGGAAAAGCCGUAAACCGUCGGCCCAUCAAGCCCUAUUUUGGUGGCUAAGGUACCGUUCGAUGGCCGCAUUGUUUCGUAUUCUACGGCCCCGAUUCGAUGCCCGCAGUGGUCCCAUGCAAGGCCGACGACGUCCCCUGCUAUCAUCUUCCCUCUCUCCCUCGUUCUCGACUUGGUGCCCCAAAAUUCUAGGGUUUCUCUCGGGGACUGAGAACUCCGGGGUUCUUCCAUCCGGGUCUCCGAUGGCCUCCUAUGGAAUCCGAUCUGAACUUGUUCAUCUUCCGUGUUCCUUCUUCCGUUGGACCCGACCGAUUCCGGACAUCGUCUAGAUACCGUAACGUCUUCUUAUACAGUUUUCUCGUAUUUGAUCUCAAUCUUCUGUAGUUGAGCGAGAGGAAAGAGGGAAUGAGUGGAAAACCUAACCACAUGUCGGAUUUGAGGACGGCUGCGGCCCAUCCGCUGGCCUCAGGCACCGGGGAGGGCCACAUGAUCGCGGCUGCCGACGCCAGGGCGAUCCAGGGGUACGGGCACGAUAAGGAUAGUGGUGGCGGUUGCGACGGUAUGGAAGAGGCCGUCGACGGGGAGGGAGUGGAGGGCGACGCGCCAGCCGAUCAUGGCGAUUUGGGGAAUCCACACGCUUUGGUUGUGCCUCCGGUUGCUAGCAAUCAGCUCACCCUCUCGUUCCAUAGGGAGGUCUACGUGUUCGAUUCAGUCUCCCCUGAAAAGGUUCAAGCUGUGCUUUUGUUAUUGGGAGGACGUGAAAUUGCCACUAGCACGGCUUCGAUUGAAUCAGCUACCAACCCACUGGAUAAGCGAUUGAACUUCCCACACAGAGUUGCUUCACUGAUGAGGUUUAAAGAGAAGAGGAAAGAGCGCAAUUUUGACAAAAAGAUACGAUAUGCUGUUCGGAAAGAAGUUGCUCUCAGGAUGCAGCGGAACAGGGGUCAGUUUACAACUUCAAAAUCAAAUCCUGACGUUGCAACUUUGGGUGCCACAAAUUGUGAGGGAACCCAAUGUUGGGGUACAAUUGAAGGUCGACCACCAUCAGCUGCUCUUUGCCAUCACUGUGGCAUCAACUCAAAAUCUACACCAAUGAUGCGUCGUGGACCUGAUGGACCAAGGACCCUAUGCAAUGCUUGUGGACUUAUGUGGGCAAAUAAGGGUACAUUGAGGGACCUCUCUAAAAAUCCAUCAUUGCUAACACAAAGUGACCCUUUAGAAGGAAGUGAAAUGAAUGGAGCCUCUGCACCUGUAGCUGAGGAACUGCUGCCACAUGCUAAUGCUGCCAAUGACCAUCACUCAUCAUCCUUAUAAGAAAAAUCCUGGUUGGAAAGAUAAAUAAUAAUAGGGGAACUCUGUACUUUUUUGUGAUCUUAGAAAGUACCAUACUUUUGCCUGUAUUAUAGCUUCUGAUGUUGUUUAUCUCAUGUUGAUGAUUAAGGAAAAUUUGACAUUUGUUAUGUGCUCA